AUGAGCAGACCUUCAGCACUCAAACGGAAACAGCCAGACUCAAGUUCUCCGUCGGAGUCUUUGACAGAGCAUGAGAAAAUCAUAUAUACUGUAAUCCGAAGCAAGCAAGAUAUGGGAAUUUGGACACGAGACAUGAAGAAAGAAGCGAACCUCCCCGACAAUCUGGUUGGCAAAUCCAUAAAAUCACUCCAAGCCAAGAACCUGAUAAAAGAGGUUGUAAAUGUCCAAAGCAAGGGGAGAAAGCAUUAUAUGGCUGCAGAGUUUGAGCCCUCCAAGGAGUUAACUGGCGGGGAUUGGUAUUCUAAUGGGACCCUCGAUAAAUAUUACAUAACCUGUGUAAAAGAUGGGUUUGCAAAGAUCAUAUAUCAGCUCAAGGUUUCUACCUUGGAGGGAAUUUCACAUGAAGUUAAAAAGAGUGGAAUAUUCAAAACUUCGUUCACAAAACAGCAAAUUGAGGAGAUUCUGAGGGUUUUGGUUUUGGACAAACGGGUCACGGAAGUGAAGAGCAAUGGGAUGGGGGAGUUUGGUUCGUUUCCUGUUGGGAAAAUUUGCUAUAAAUCCACAAGCAAGGGAGGUACUAAACGGGAACCCAAAGUAGGGGCCAUGGCUUCCAUUCCAUGUGGAGUUUGUCCACGGAUAAGUCAAUGUACACCAGAUGAGGAAAAAGUUGGAGGAUGGAAGUGUGAGAUUGAGAUUGGAGAUGGUAUUGAGAGGGAAGAUGGGAGGGGGAGGGAGGCGGAAGUGUGGGCCAUUCUUUAUGGUUUGAGGCUUGCUAGCAAUUCCAACUAUUCUCCAUUGAUUGUGGAAUCCGACUCUCAAUUGGUGGUUGUGUUGGUGAAUGCUUCUAGUUGUGAUCCGUUACGCCUUCUCUUUAGCCUUAUCUCUUGUUGUAAAGCCCUCAUGACGGGUGGGGUGUGUCGCAUUGAACAUGCCUUCAGGGAAUGUAACUCUGCCGCUGAUAUGCUUGCUUCUAUAGGGAGUGGUUUGGAUGUGAUAGCACAGCCGGUGGUGGCCGGAGUUGGCAGGAAAAACCCUCGAAAGUUUCGGUUUCAAAACAGCCCGUUUUGGGCUUCACUUUGGCUCGAAUUUCUGGUUUAA
Molecule: messenger RNA, 1098 nt
Organism: Prunus armeniaca (apricot)
Lineage: Eukaryota; Viridiplantae; Streptophyta; Magnoliopsida; Rosales; Rosaceae
Source: the annotation of a GenBank genome assembly